This is a messenger RNA of Maylandia zebra (zebra mbuna), 1536 nucleotides long. RefSeq names its product PRELI domain containing 1a (gene prelid1a). The record is from RefSeq and is a predicted model, not a curated record. NCBI's taxonomy places the organism in Eukaryota, Metazoa, Chordata, Actinopteri, Cichliformes, Cichlidae. Gene Ontology annotation, cellular component: mitochondrial intermembrane space.
UAACCGGAUAUAGCGUCUCGUUUGACCUUCCUUUUUUGCUCCAGUUACGUUUGACAUGAUUUUCGGACUUUAUCCGCGGUGAAAUUCUUCCCGAUGGGAGCGUAAAAUGCAAAUUCUCAUUUUGUAAAUGGUAUCGCCGUGCAGGGUAAACCAAGGGAACAAUGGUGAAAUAUUUCUGCUGUGCAGGUCUGCUAAAAAACACCUGGGACCAAGUCUGUGUUGCUUUCUGGCAACGAUAUCCCAACCCUUACAGUAACCAUGUCUUGACUGAAGAUAUAAUUUUCCGAGAGGUUACCCCAACCAACUGCCUCAUUUCCAGGCGUCUUUUGACCAAAACUAGCCGUGCCCCUCGCUGGAUGGAGCGCUACCUUCCAAAGCACAUGGCCAGCUCGGCGUACAUCAUCGAGGACUCCAUCGUGGACCCUCAGAAAAGGACCAUGACCACGCUCACGUGGAACAUCAGCCACGCUCGCCUAAUGUCUGUAGAAGAGCGGUGUCACUACAGAAUUAACCCUGAGAAUGGCAGCUGGACCGAGAUUAAGAGAGAAGCUUGGGUCUCCUCCAAUGUCUACGGGCUCUCUAGAGCUAUUCAGGAAUUUGGGCUCGCAAGAUUCAAGACCGGUGUGACAAAAACCAUGAAAGGCUUCGAGUAUGUGCUUGCCAAAAUGCAAGGUGAAACUCCAUCGAGAACUUUAGCGGAGACGGCUACAGAGAGGGCGAGAGAGACGGCGCUGGCUGCUAAAGAGAAAGCCAAAGACCUCGCCUCGCAUGCCCAGAAGAAGCAAUACGUGUGACAAGCUACACAAAUAAAGUGAUUCUGCAGCAGAACUCACCGAUCCCAGUCAUGGUUAGACACCUCUGUGAGGGCGCAUCCAACUGAAAUGGUGGGUGGACCAUAAAAGACCUGAGCUGGGUUAAACAGCCUGUUCCUGCCUCCCUCUACAUGCCGCACUAUAAAUGUAUUGCCGAGCGUAUCUACGCCACAUCACCUCAGUAUUUACCAGAGAUGCAGGUCUUAGACAGGAAUGGUUGGUUAUUACUGGCGCUGCCAUAAAAUGAUUGAAGCUGUUGUUCGACCUUUGCACCAGUCGUGCCCAUUGUCUUGUUUUUUUGUUUGUUUUUUUUAAACUCCGUUCCUUUGAGUAUGCCUCGUCUAAAGCAAGUCACGUUGUCUUUAAAGCUCCAGUAGAUAAGGUCACACCGAAUUUGUGAUUAAGGCAUUCUCGUUUAUGAUUGGUUUUAUUUAAUCUUGCAUACAGUUGCUGGUUUAGUUCGCUCUACAACACUUAAAUCGCAUUACUGCAGCUGAUCAUCUCCUUGCCUCAAGUUGGACUGAAGAGUUUGGUACAGUUGGUGUCAUUGCUCAAGAAGAAACCUCUGAAAACUUGAAUUGUGAUUGUGCAUUUAAAAAAAAAAAAAAAGGCACAAAAGCUACCUUGAACUGUACAUUCAUCUAAGCUCUGGUGAUGCAACCCAUGAAAAAAUGUGUCCUUUAUCAGCUUGUCAAUAAAUUGACUUUGUCUUUCUAAUCACUUU